Molecule: messenger RNA, 2850 nt
Organism: Malurus melanocephalus (red-backed fairy wren)
Lineage: Eukaryota; Metazoa; Chordata; Aves; Passeriformes; Maluridae
Product: epimerase family protein SDR39U1-like
Exons: 6
Coding region: 22-924 (300 amino acids)
Source: RefSeq, a predicted model, not a curated record
GCUCCGCUCCCGUGCCGGCGCAUGCGCGGUGCCGCCAUGCGGGUGCUGGUGGGCGGUGGGACAGGCUUCGUGGGCACAGCCCUGACGCAGCUGCUGCGGAGCCGAGGGCACCGAGUGACCCACGUGUCUCGCCGAGGCGGCAGGAAUCGGAUCAGCUGGGAAGAGCUGUCCCGCUCUGGACUGCCCGUGUGUGAUGCUGUGGUCAAUCUGGCUGGUCAAAAUGUCCUCAACCCUCUCCGCAGAUGGAGCGAUUCCUUCUGCAGGGAAAUCAUCAGCAGCCGGGUGGACACCACGAGGACCUUGGCCAAGGCCAUUGCUGCUGCUGAGCAUCCCCCCCGGGCGUGGGUCCUCGUCACUGGCGUAGGUUAUUACCGCCCCAGCCCCAUCGCUGAGUACACUGAGGAGAGUCCAGGAGGGAAUUUUGACUUCUUCUCCCGCCUGGUGAGCUCUUGGGAGGAUGCAGCUCUCAUCUAUGGGAGCCCAACUCGUGGAGUUGUGGUGAGAUCAGGUGUGGUGCUGGGUCGAGGUGGUGGUGCCAUCUCUCAGAUGAUCUGGCCUUUCCGUCUGGGACUUGGGGGCCCCUUGGGCUCCGGACUGCAGCCCUUCCCCUGGAUCCACAUUCGGGACCUGUGUGGGAUUGUGUGCCACGCCCUGGAGAAGGAGAAUGUGCGGGGCAUCCUCAAUGGGGUUUCCCCAACAUCCUCUGGCACCUCCAAUGGUGCCUUUGCUCGGGAGCUGGCUGCAGCCCUGGGCCGCCCCGCCCUGCUGCCGGUGCCUGCCUGGGCUGUGCGCGCUGUUUUUGGGGAGGAGCGGGCGGUCAUGCUGCUCAAGGGACAGAAAGUGCUGCCCAAACGCACCCUGGAGAGCGGCUACCGCUUCCUCUUCCCCGAGCUGGCUGCAGCUCUGAGGGACAUUGUGGCUUAAGGCCUCCCCUCCUGGGCUGGGCUGAGCCUGUUUGUGUGAGCUCACAUGCCUUCCCAUGCCAGAGGGGAGCCCUGCCCCUCAACACCUCCCUAUCCCCAUCCAUCUUUCCCCCAUUUAUCUGUUUAUGUGUUUAUCCCCAGUUUAGGAACCAUCCCUCUCACUGCCACCUGCAUCUUAGCACUAUACCUACAUUUGGGGAAGGGCACAAGCCCUGCCUGCCACCUGAAUCUCAACACUGUCUGCAUUUGGGGAAGGGCACAAGCCCUGCCUGCCAGCUGAACCUCAACACUGUCUGCAUUUGGGAAAGGGCACAAGCCCUGCCUGCCAGCUGAAUCUCAACACUGUCUGCAUUUGGGGAAGGGCACAAGCCCGGCCUGCCAGCUGAACCUCAACAUUACCUGCAUUUGGAAAAGGGCACAAUCUCCUCAGAAGAUUGUGGCUAUGGAAUUGCCCAUUUUCCCUUUCCCAUGGUGUGUGUGAACUGCUGGCAGAGCAGCUAGGGGCUGUGAUGUCUUCUCCUCUGAGAGACAGGUGGCAGCAGGAAAUAGGUUGUAAUGCUGUUGUAAUUCUUCCAUGGUACUGGAAGUCACCCUUCCUGGUUUUCCCCACGAUGACACAGGCAAAGCAGAAGAGCAGAAGUUCCUUUCUCAGUCUCAGUGGUUGUGGGAGAAGAUCCAUCUUUAGAGCAGUGCAAAGGGUGCUGAGUACAGAUUGUGGGGAGACUCUGCUAUCUCCUUUCUUGUUGCUGGUUCCAAGUUGAUGUGUCAGUACUUUCAGCAGAGUGCAGUCCAAAGAGUUACAUCCUUCCAGGGUUCCAUACCCUUUGUGCUGUGGCAGGGAUGAGGGAGAGCAGUGCUUUGCCAGCCUGUGGGAAAAGGGUGACAAUCAGACUGUGGCCCUUGGACUGCUUUGCCUUUCCUAAAUGCCCAUUACAUCUAAUGUGCUGAGGAAAACUGGGUGGGUGGUGCAUCACUGUGAGGCAGUGAAGGUCACAGCUUUAGUCUAAAGAAGCAUUUCAGUGUUGCCUUCACUGCCUUACCUCAGAGCAGGGUGUUUUAUUCAGCCCUUGAGGCGGUUCUUGUGCUCAGGGUGUUUCCCCUGACUGGGCAGUGAGAAUAUCCACGCUGCCUGGUUUUCCUAGGGAAGCAGUAGAGAAGAUUGUGGAGAAGAUUGCAGUUUCAUCAUCUCAUUGUGGCAGGAAAUGCAUCCAUGUGCUUCCUUUCCAUGUGCUUCCCACUUCCAUAUCCUAAAGUGGUUUGCAGGACGUGAACUGCACAGAGCAGUGAAGUUUAUUAUAGAAGUACUUCUAGAGAAAUAUUCCCAGUGUGAUGUAUCUCAGGGCUAGAAAAUUCUAUUAAAAGGCACUUCAGGCAGAUAAAAAGACCUGCUCUUUAAAUAAUUCAUACAGAGUAGUCUAUGUAUUUCUAGUUAAUGCCAUGUUGUAGUCAGACUACUGUGCUUCAGUUUCCUGUCUGAGAGUGAGCUAACCUGCUCUGAGACACAGACAGGGUUCCCUGUGGGCCAGGAAGCACAGUGGGGACAAUCAGUGCUGCUUUAGUUACCUCAGCUGAGUUUUUAGAGCUUCAGGCUUCAGUCAGCUUCCCCAGGUGCUGUGGCAUGUAGCACCCUUCUCUCAGCCAGGCUGGUUAGGCACCCCAGCGAGGUUGUUUUCUGUGCCUGUGAAUACCUUGAUGAUCACAAUGGCUUUGAGUUGUGAUUGGAAAUGGAAACAAGCAUGGCUGGAGAAGAACUGCCACCUUCAGCGCUUCUGAAACAGUAGAAAAAGAAGAAUAUCCCACGGAAGACUGCCAUGAAGCAGAGUUGCCAGGCCUUGGACUCCCUGCCUGGAUGUGUAACUCAACUCAGGACUUUUGAAAAGUUGCCUCUGCAUGGUGUUUAGUUUAAAUACAUCACAGGUUUAAAUGA